Molecule: messenger RNA, 1122 nt
Organism: Malaclemys terrapin pileata
Lineage: Eukaryota; Metazoa; Chordata; Testudines; Emydidae
Gene: CIMAP3
Product: primary cilia formation
Exons: 6
Coding region: 373-960 (195 amino acids)
Biological process (GO): regulation of cell projection organization
Cellular component (GO): ciliary basal body
Molecular function (GO): cytoskeletal protein binding
Source: RefSeq, a predicted model, not a curated record
UCAGAACCUGCACCAGUGCCCCGAGGGCAGGCAGUCCCCGAGCUGCAGGGCCCCGCCGGGGCUGCCGUUGUUUUUGGCUCUGGCAGAGAAUGAAUGACCCGGCUCCGCCUGCAAAUAUCUGCUGUCUGCGGUGCAUCUCUGCGGGACGGAUCUGCUGCGAGCAGGGCGCCGCGGCCAGUUGCCCCCCGGUCCCUGGGGCUGCAGCGCGCCGCUGAGUGGAGGCAUUAGGCGCCCGCUUGCAGGAGCGCGGGGGGGGGGGGGGGGGCGCGGUCCCCGCCGAUCGCGGAUCCCGGGAUUCUCCGCCCGCCGGCUCGCGCGGGCCCCACCCCCUCCCGUGUCCAUGGUAACGGGCCGUACACACGGGCACGCGGCAUGAUCUGGGAGUGGGAGCUGACAGCUGUGCAGAAGCGAAACUCGUUUGGAUCAUGUCAAGGGAGGAAAAUUUUCCCCUUUCACCAUGCCCCAGACAGAUUGGGGAACCAGCUGGUCCCCAUCCUUGGGGACCCCUAUCGUGGGCCCGGGAGUUACGACAAUGAAGAGAGGAGUAGCAUGGUAUAUGCCUUGACUCAUAAACCAGAGAGCAUCAAAGGUUACGUACUGGGAGCAAGAACAUCCCUACGUUUCCCACCAGAUUGCAAGACUGAGACUCCUGGCCCUGGAACACACCAAUCAGCAUGGGGCAAAGACCGAAAGUUCCAGCCUGCCUACGCCCCAUUUUCCGUCAAGUCAUCACGAUUUCCACAGAAGGCUCUGGAUAGAGAGCUUUUCCCUGGACCUGGAACUUAUGAAGCAGACAAGCUGCCACAUAAGAAAAUCACCUGGCCAAUGAAGUUUGGGUCUCCAGAUUGGUCUUUAGUACCAAUGCCGGAGAGGAGGACUCUGAGAACAGAGCUGAUUACAGAUAAAGAAUUCAGGAAACAUCGGAAUCGAUUGGCCUACUUGAGCUUAUACUACAGCUGAAUAGUUCUACCCAUCAGAGAGUAUCUUUUCCUUUCCAAUUAAGCUUCUCAGUUCUGUUUUUAGCGGUACCAAGAAUCAGGGUGUAUACUAUGCUAUGUAUGCUCUGCUAUGCUACUCUGACUCCAAAAUCAGGCUGCUUCAUAAAGAACUAAUCAGUGUUUA